GUCCUUUCCGUCAAUCUUCGAUAUAUGAUCCAUAAUCGUAGAGGUGUUCCGAUUUACACAAAUUCGCAAUUUGUUAUUUAUGAAAGCUGCAUGUUGAUGUAACAAGAUCAGCAUCAUGGAAACAUACCUCACUUUGCUCUAUGUUACACUGGAGCAAGAACUGGCUCUGAAAGAAUACUUCCUAUCCAAAGGCUGGACUUAUUCUAAACCAGAUCUAAAUGUCAUGACAGAUAAAGUUGGUCCAUUCAAUAAUCCACAAGCUGUAAGAACAAAAUCUGGUAAAAUUAUUACGUACAAUGAUGUGUCUGUAAAUGAUGCCAAUGACAGACCAACAAAAGCCUGUAGCAAAAUUAUGACAGAGAAUAGAAAAGGUAGAAAAUGUGCUGUACCGGCAGCUGUUUCAGACACGAUUAAAGUGGAAGUUUCUUCUGAACGACGUGAGUUUCCUGGUCAACUAGAUGGUUAUGAAGGUGAUGAAGCUGAAGAAUCACUGGAGAAUGAUGACGGUGACAAUGAUGAUGACUAUGCAGAUGAUCUAAAUAAUAAGAUAAGAGAAGGGGAGGAAAAUAUAUCUGGCGAUAAUUUGUCACCAAAGAGACACGGAAGGCCCGUAAGACAAUCUCAGAAAGUAAAAGGUUCGAAUCUUGGUUCUCCAGCAGACACUGACCCAGCUGAACAGGAAAUGACUCCAACUGGUAGGAAAAGAAGGAGAGUUGCAGCUAAGGCAGUAGAGACUAUUCAAAAUGUGAUGUCAGAGGAAAAAGAAAAGACUGAUGUGAAACCAACACUGAAUGUAAACACAAGACCAUGUAGGGUGCCAGAGAAGAAACCACCGCCUGGAGUUAAACGUAAAUGUUCGUUGUGUCCAAAAGAGUUCAUAUAUCAGUAUACACUAAACAACCAUUACAAACUUUGUCACGAUCCGCAUAAUCCGCCGAAACCUAAACCGAGGAAGAAACAUCUGGCACAGCAGUGCGACAUCUGUGGUAAAGUUUUCAGCCGUUCAGACACUCUACUUGAUCAUAAGAAGCAAAUACACAUGGGUUUAACAAAGAAAAGAACUGUUCAAAUAAGUACAUGUGACCAAUGUGGAGCUUCGUACAAAAGAGCAGCUCAUCUGAAGGAACAUAUUUUAGUCAAGCACUCGGACUCACAGUUACCACAUCCGUGCAAAUUAUGUGACAAAAGUUUCAUCAGAUCUAGAUUUCUCCAUAAUCAUAUGAAUAGGGAUCACUUGAAAAUUAAACCUUACAAAUGUGAUUUCUGUAGCAAAAUGUUCUUCAGCCAAUUUUCAGCGGAAAAACACAUGAAGUCGAAGAUUUGUCAGUCGGACAGAAUCAAAAGAUUCAAAUGUUUACAGUGUGACUUGAGAUAUCAAACUGCCAGUAAUUUAGAAAUGCACAUGACUGCAAAACAUUUUGGUGGGGCUUACAGUUGUGUAUGCGGGGAAGUUGUUCAGUGGUCAGGUAGCGUGGCCAAACACAAGAGGCAUUGCAAAGCCUAUCAGGCAUAUGUAGAAUCAACAGGAGACGUUGUGGAUAAAGUGUGUAAUAUAAUUGAAGUGAAGUUUGAAGAUGUAUUGAUAGGAAAUGACGAUGGACAUGGUACUGUAUCAUCUAAUGAUUCAUCAAAGGAUAAAUCUGAAACAUGAGAUGCAUUGCUAGAAAAGUGACAUUUUUAAUUUAUAAUAAUGCAUAUUUGUUCACUUUUGAGUUGAAUUAGUUAAAUAUUUCAGAAGAUUGACCGUUAAAAUGGUAAUUGACAAAAAGUUGAUAGAUAAAAUAUAAAAAGUACCUGAAUUAUAAAAAGACUGCCCUACUCUUUUUUGUAUUUUACGGAUUCAUUUCAAAUGAUAUUUAUAGAAAUUUCCAUGGGUCACAUGGAUUAUAAAUUACUUUUCCUUGGUAAAAUAUAAAAUUGAACACAAUCUUACCUUUGCACUAAACAUUGAGCCUUGGGUGGGCAUAAUUUCACUUUAAUUAAGUAGGAAAUAAAUAAAGAAGCAUCAGUCAUCUGGCAGCUGAGGUUUAGUUUUGUCAACUACAUGUAAGGACUGGUUAUGUCUAGUAAUGCUGGUUAUGUCUAGUAAUGCAAACAACAGACUGCCAAUGUUAAGCUUUGUUAACUAAGAAGCAGCUUUGUCUAAAUUGUAAAAAAAAGAAUUGUUGAUGUUGAGUUUUGUUAAUUAUAGACCAGCUACAUGCAUUUGUAGUAACUGGAUAAAGAACUUAAGUUUUGUCAACUAAGAACAUACCAUGUCCACAAAUACAAACAAAGAACUGUUGAUGUUUAGUUUUGUUAACUAUAUAGAUCCGCUAUUUGUAGUAACCAGAAAAAGAACUGUGUCAACUAAGGUCUAGCCACAUGUAGUUAAAGCAAACAAAAAAAAGCUGUUGAUAAUUAAGUUUUGUUUACUAUUGAACAACUGUAUACGUAGAUAUGUUGAUGAUAAUUAAGUUUUGUUAACAAUGGACAGAUUAUGUCUAGUAACACAAACUAAGAACUGUUAAAGUGUUAAUGUUUUGUUGAACAGGCUAUUUGUAGUAAUGCAAAUUAAGAAUUGUAUUGUCUGUUCUACAUUAUUUACAUUAUGGUACAAGUAAUUUGAACUCAUUUCUUUUUAAUUAAGACAAGCUUAAAGGAACACCACUGAGGUUUUUUGACAUGACAGGAGUGGAAAUAAUUUUUCAAGAUUAAUGUUUCAUUUGAUGUAGAUUUAGACCAUAAGCUUGUAAGCUAAAUUUCAGAAUAUUCGCUCUCGCAGUUUUUCCAGAAUAAUUAUUCUAAUAGUGAAAAUGAUGUGAACGCUUUUCACUGAAAUCCGGUUUAGAAUAGCACAAAAAUAUGAUUUUUAGCUCGACUAUUCGCAGAAUAAUCGAGCUAAUGCAGUCACCCAUUUGUCAGCGUCGGCGUCCCUGUGGUUAAGUUUUUGAAUGUAAGCUAGUAUCUCCAUAACUACUGAAGGGAAUGGAUUGAAACUUCACACACUUGUUCUCUGUGAUUAUCUAAGAUAAUUGGCACAAGUCCCAUAACUCUGAUUUGCUUUUUUACAUAAUUAUGCCCCUUUUUUGACUUAGAAAUUCUUGGUUAAGUUUUUGCAUGUAAGCUGGUAUCUCCAUAACUACUGAAGGUAAUGGAUUGAAACUUCACACACUUGUUCUCUCUGAUUAUCUUAGAUGAUUGGCACAAGUCCCAUAACUCGGAUUUGCUUUUUAACAUAAUUAUGCCCCUUUUUCGACUUAGAAAUUUUUGGUUAAGUUUUUGCGUGUAAGCUGAUAUCUCCAUAACUACUGA
Molecule: messenger RNA, 3294 nt
Organism: Ruditapes philippinarum (Manila clam)
Lineage: Eukaryota; Metazoa; Mollusca; Bivalvia; Venerida; Veneridae
Product: zinc finger protein 2-like
Exons: 4
Coding region: 116-1651 (511 amino acids)
Biological process (GO): regulation of transcription by RNA polymerase II
Cellular component (GO): nucleus
Molecular function (GO): RNA polymerase II transcription regulatory region sequence-specific DNA binding; DNA-binding transcription factor activity, RNA polymerase II-specific
Source: RefSeq, a predicted model, not a curated record